Messenger RNA from Paramuricea clavata, 954 nucleotides. NCBI's taxonomy places the organism in Eukaryota, Metazoa, Cnidaria, Anthozoa, Malacalcyonacea, Plexauridae. The record is from the annotation of a GenBank genome assembly.
AUGGAUAAGGUAAUUGAAGCAGUCAAAGAGAAGAAGACUUUGAGAGGUACUGGCGACAAUUGGGACAUGAUGAUCCGUGCUCAUCACAUGCGCUCAACAGCACAGAAUCAAGACCUUCAUCUAUUUGCAUCGAACUUGUACGUCAACCGUGUAAGUUUUUCAGCUUUGGAGAAUACUAGCCCUCUUAAUGAUAUCCUGACUUGCCCUCGUAACUUAUUUACAUUAGAAAGAAACGAGAUACAAAUUCUUAGAGAGAAUUUCAAGGUUUUGGUUGGGAGAAUAUGCACUCAAUUUUGCAAAAAAAUUCAAGUUCCUCGAGAAAGUUAUCCCCGAGCAUAUUGAACAUAGGUUUACAUCUGAAAUGUCAGCACCAUCAACAAUUAUUCCACUUCCAAUCAUCAAUGCAGACGAGAAGAAAUAUGAUGACUGUGUUGUGAUCUUACGAUCAUACGAGAAGUGGAUAAACGAGAUUUAUGAGAAAGCUGGUCAGCUCAAAUAAUCCAGUCAAAGUACUACUGGAGAUCAAAGUGAACCAACCUCAUCACAUUGUCCAACUGAUCAAUCAAAUCCACAUUCAACUUUUACAGAUACCAAUCCAUCUAACCCUGUCCAGCCAACUUCUGCAACACGCCAAACAGACCCACUCAACCCACCCAGUCAAGGUUCUUCAGAACAAAGGUGUGACUGUUUCCUUUGGUGGUGAUCAGCUAACCCGGGUGAGAUUUGAUGGUGCAACAUCUCUUCUUGCUGGUGCACACAAACCAGCCGAUAGAUUUGAACACUGUUCACCUUAUAAACAUGCAAUGUGGCACACAAAAGCUUCCUUACUCCAAUAUGGCUACCAUCUCCUUCACAAGGCGCAAUCAUCAAGUGAAAAAGGAACUUUGAAGUAUUUCAGGGAAAGGUAUAACAGGAAAAAUGCAACACCUGCAAAAGUAUUAGAUUCAUAUGAAG